This is a messenger RNA of Paramormyrops kingsleyae, 4864 nucleotides long. RefSeq names its product mediator complex subunit 25 (gene med25). NCBI's taxonomy places the organism in Eukaryota, Metazoa, Chordata, Actinopteri, Osteoglossiformes, Mormyridae. Gene Ontology annotation, biological process: positive regulation of transcription by RNA polymerase II. The record is from RefSeq and is a predicted model, not a curated record. Gene Ontology annotation, cellular component: transcription regulator complex; mediator complex.
UCAGGUGGCAGAUGUGGUGUUCGUCAUCGAAGGAACCGCAAACCUCGGCCCUUACUUUGAAUCCUUAAGGAAGCAUUACAUCCUGCCAGCCAUCGAGUUUUUUAAUGGCGGCCCCCCUGCAGAAACCGACUUUGGGGGAGAUGUUGACGGAGAAUCUGAUGACCGGACGUGGUUCGGCAGCUGAUUCCUCCAUCAGGGAACCACAAAUGAGAAGCAUCUGGAAUGACACGUCUCACGUGAUGGAGGAAUCUCCAAGUGGUAUUGGUUUGCUGACUGAAGAGGGCGAGAUGGGACGUAGGAUUUAAGGAGCUCCUCUUGAUAAAAUUAAGUGCCUGUCCGUCAAUGGAUCUGACUGACAGUACCAAGGACUUCUAAUGGGAGCCAAUGAAGUUGGUUUGACAGCACAAGCUGAUAAACCUGCAAUUAGAGAGUUAGGCUAGUCCAAUCACGAGGUAACAAGUGCCUGGACUAGAAGCACUUCUGUUUAGGCCUUUUCUGCAUAAUCAGAAAAGGCCUGAUCUUCCAGAUGUUAUUCAGUGUGAAUCUGCUAGAUCAGGAGAUUGCUGUUAUGUUGUCAGCAAAGGACAGCUGGUAAUCUAUCAUUACUCCUAGGUUCCUAGCGGACCAUGAUGGAGACAGCGCUGGUGAUCCAGUUCGUACAGAGAUGUCAUGAUGGAUGAUAGGGCUGGAAGAAAAGACAAGGACCUCAGUUUUGUAAUGUUUUAGCUGGAGGUGAUCAUCCAUCAUCCAGGCUGAGAUGUGACUGAGGCGUGCAGAGAUCAGAGCAGAGACUGGUGUAAUAGUGACCAGAGCAGCCGUGUGGCUGGAUGAUCUGACCUAGAGAGGAAACAUAAAGAGAGAAGAGGAGGGGACCAAGGACAGAGCCUUGGGGAAUACCAGUCAUUACUUGAUGUGACUUUGACACCCUUGCACCUCAAGCCACUAGGAAUGAUCUGUCUGCUAGGGAUAUAGUGAACCAGUGUAGUGUAGUCCCUUUGACGCUAAAUUGGGUUAGGGUGUUCAGCUGGAUUUGAUGAUGAACUGUGUUAAAGACUGCAAAGAGGUCUAGCCGUAUCAGGACGGACAACUGUGAUGCCGCUUUUGCAGCUCUCAGGGCAUCCACAACAGGGAGGAGGGCAGUUACGGCUUAGUGUCCAAGUCUGAAGCCUGACUGGAGAGGGUCCAAAAGAAUUUCUGCUUGAGAAAUUCCGACUUGACGGAGAAGAGCACGUUUAAAAGUUUUGGACAGAAAUGAAAGAAGGGAGACUUGUCGAUAAUUCUGUCUGAGAAGGGUCAAGUGAGGGUUUCUUAAGCAGCGGUGUCACACAAGCCUGCUUAAAUGCGGAAUGUGCCAGUUGUAAGAGACGAGUUAAUCGGGUGAGUAAGUGCAGGGGACAGGGUCCCGGGCACUCGUGGUGGGCCAGUGGGCGAGAAGGUUAGGGGUACAUGAACGGAAAAGAAGGACCAUGCCCAGAGGGCUGCAUGCAGGUUGUGGGUCCGGAGAACUGGCUGGCGAUAACUCUCAUGAAAAUAAAGUAGCGAAAUCAUUAGCAGUCACUGUGCCACAGACCUAAUGAAUGCUACUUGGAGAAACACAUUUUGCUGUAAUCCUGUUUCCUGUCUCGCCUCCAGCCCCCCUCCUGUAAUCCUGUGUCCUCUCUGGUCCCGCCUCUCAGUGCCCUCUCCGGUAAUCUGGGGUUGUUGCUUUGUGUUGAGAAAUAUGUCAGACGCAUUUUUAAUUUUCUGUCUCCCAGUAUGGAGGAACACAGUACAGCCUGGUUGUGUUCAACACGGUGGACUGUGCCCCCGAGUCCUACGUGCAGUGCCACGCUCCUACAAGCUCUGCCUUUGAGUUUGUCACAUGGAUCGACAGCAUCCAGUUCAUGGGGGGCGGGGCCGAGAGCUGCAGCCUGAUUGCUGAGGGCCUAUCUGUGGCCCUGCAGCUCUUUGAUGACUUCAAGAAGAUGCGGGAGCAGAUAGGUCAGACGCACAAGGUGUGCAUGCUGCUGUGUAACUCGCCGCCGUACCUCCUGCCUGCCGUGGAGAGCGUCAGCUACACCGGCUGCACGGCCGACAGCCUGGUGCAGAUCAUCCGUGACAGAGGCAUACAUUUCUCUGUAAUUUCCCCGCGGAAGCUGCCCGCCUUGCAGGCCCUCUUCGAACGGGCAUCCCCUAUUGGCGUCCCGGCAGACACCUCACACCCAGACUACAGUCAAGACCCCCGUCACAUGAUCCUGGUGCGGGGCAUCGCUCUCCCUGUUGCUCAAGGCGGAGGCUCAGCUGUAGGCCCUCUGAAGCCAGUUUUACCCUCUCAGCCCAUGUCUGGCAAUCAGCCUCCUAUGGGCGGAGCCACACAGCCUCCUCCUCCAAUCAACACAUCCCACCAGUAUCAGACUUCGCCAUCUCUCACUGCCGCCCAGGUUGCUGCCCAGAUGGCCGUGGAGGCUGCCCACAACCAGAAGAGGCCCUUUCCCCCAAUGGGAAACCCCGGUCCACCCUUCAGUGGUCAAGCACCUUCCCUCCAACCAGUGAGCGGCGUGAAACUUGCCCCAUCUAAUCAGCCCAGUCUGGCUACAGUCACCACCAUGAUACCCCCACAGGCUCCACCCCCUCAGCAACAACCUCCACAGCAAGUACCACCCCCUGGACAACCGCCAGCAAAUCAGCAGCCACCGCAGCCCCCACAGCAGCCCCCGAUCAGUCAGCAGACUCCGCCGUCUUCUCAGCCUAGCAUGCCUGGCGUAUCUGCCCCAGCAAACUCCAAUCCGAUUGGACAGCAAGGGGUAGCCAAUAAGAUAAUGGCAUGGAGUGGGGUGCUGGAGUGGCAGGAGAAACCCAAAACAACGCCAAUGGACUCCAGCACCAAGCUGACGCGCUCACUGCCCUGCCAGGUGUACGUGAACCAUGGGGAGAAUCUCAAUGCUGACCAAUGGCCACAGAAGCUGAUCAUGCAGCUCAUCCCUCAACAGCUGCUGACCACACUCGGGCCGCUCUUCAGGAAUUCGAGGAUGGUGCAGUUUCACUUCACCAACAAGGACAUGGAGUCGCUGAAGGGGCUGUACCGCAUCAUGGCCAAUGGUUUUGCCGGCUGUGUCCACUUCCCUAACAGCAGUCCCUGUGAGGUACGCGUUCUUAUGCUGCUCUACUCAUCGAAGAAGAAGAUCUUCAUGGGUCUGAUCCCCAACGACCAGAGUGGCUUCGUCAACGGGAUCCGCCAGGUCAUCACCAACCACAAGCAGGUCCAGCAGCACCGUACGCUCACAUCCACCGGGGCCAUGCCACAGGGCCCCGUCCCACCCAACCAGAAUUUCCUUAACAGGCCCUCGGGACCCAUUCCUGUUUCCCAUGGCAACGUGCAGCAACAGUCUGUCGUUUCCGGGUUGCCCCCAGUCAGUCAGGUUACCAUGAUGGAGGACCAACAAAGGCAGUCUAACAUGAUGAGAGCCGCUGCUACAGCCAAUCAGCAGCCUCCUGUCACAGGCGCACCCCCCAAUCAGACGGCACAGGGCGGCCAGGCUCCUUCUCAGCCUCCAAUCCACCGACUCUCCAACCCGGGUGCCAAUCCACAGCUCCGCAGCCUCCUGCUCAGCCAGCAGCAGCCGCAAGGUGCUGUGUCCCACAUGCCAGCUGGAGUACUCACACACCAGGCCUUGGGGCAGCCUCUGGUUCAUGCUCCACCUGGAGGGGGUGCCCAGCUGCAACCUCAGUGGAGACAGCCACUGCCAGGCCAGAUGCUGAUGGCUCCGGGGCAGAGGAGCUCCGUGGGUCCCACUCCAGGAAUGCCCCAGGUGUCCAGUGUCAUGGAAGAUGAGAUCUUGAUGGACCUGAUCUGAGCUCAGUUCUGGUGGAACCGCCAGGGGCGGGUUCUGCCAGGAACUGCAGAAGUUUGCAGCGGCGCAAAGGCUCAUGGUUAGCGUGUAGGACAAUGGCGAGCGCCGCACUGCAACGAUGUACUGUUUUAUUUGUUCAACAUCUGUAGAUGUUAUAGCCUGAUUUCAUUGCUAAUUUUUUAUUUUGAAUUUUACCGCUCCUCUGUUGCUCUCCUUGUUUUUAAGGUUGUUUCAACCGUGGAAUAAAGGUUUUGUGUAUGAAAUGUCUUCCUGGAUCCGGGUGUGCCCAUGUAGAGUUGGGUGUGGGGUCCCAUAGCAGCCCAGAGGUCCAUGUUUUAUCUUGGGUCUCAGCCACACUUAACCGUUCAGAGAAACACCAAAAUAGAUAAACCUCAAGUGUAUUGUUUAGCAUUUGUUUCUGCCAAAUAGUGUCGGUGUGUUAAUUUUAACUCCUCCAAUAUGCUGUGCAGCCGCACAUGGCUGUGGGAGCCAGGAUGGGCCGCACCGUACCGCCAAGCAGUCUCAGCAGAUGGCGGUAUCUGGCAGUGAUUCUUCUCCCAGGCCCGGCACACUUACUGAGAGCUGACUGUACACAGAGCACACAUUAGCUUCGCACCCAUUGACUAAUUAGCGCAUGCGGGCGUGUGUCUAUCUGUGCUGGUGUGUUAGUGCACACUUGGGCCCUGUUGCACACAUCUGCCGUAUAAACAUUUACUCGCUUUACAUACGCACCUGUCCAGGACCUCACAAGCAUUGUACGCACACAGACACACACAGACAAGCAGUCAUUCUCACACACAGGAAAUGAUGUCAGUCUGUCUCAAAGGAGAUGGAAAUGGUUGCUAGGAUACUGUCACACUGGGAUCUCCCUUUUCCAAUAAGAAAACCUGUAGCCUUUCAAUGAAAUGUUUUAUUUUCUGAGUCAUCAUGCUACCUACUUCUCAGAUAGCUGCAGUGUAAGUACCACUGUUCUAGUAUUCUUGUCUGCUUUGUAUAUAUCUAUCUUCUCAGGAAAUAAAGUCAUAAGUACUGCC